Populus euphratica (Euphrates poplar) is the source of this 609-nucleotide messenger RNA. RefSeq lists its product as uncharacterized. The transcript has 3 exons. Lineage: Eukaryota; Viridiplantae; Streptophyta; Magnoliopsida; Malpighiales; Salicaceae. The record is from RefSeq and is a predicted model, not a curated record. Bases 58 to 354 code for a protein of 98 amino acids.
UCAUUUCACACCUCCCUCUCAUUUCCGCAAAAACCGUUCCACGUUUUCUGCUCUCUAAUGGCUUGGCGCAGUGGAGGAUCACUCUCGCGUUCGCUUAUGUCCGCCGCCAGGGCGCCGACCCCCCGCUCUUCCGCACCACUCCCCCACCUCCGUCAGCCGCCUACCUCCUCCCCCCGUUUCCAAUCUCGCCGCUUAUCCUUAGCUCCUUCCAGGAACUUGGGAGAACUGGGAUGCACGCAGUCGUUGUUGCCUUUGGUGGCCUCGGGGCACUUGACAUCACGUCUCAAUGCUAAUCUGCGGGCUUUCUGUGAGCUGUCUCAUGGUACCUUCUGCCGUACUUGUCCGGAUCGUUAAUAGUUUCUUUGUACUUGAAGAGCCUUUAGAUUAGCAAAAUCAAGUGUAACAUUGUUUGAAGCAAGUCGGUGAAUGGAGUACCCUUCGGGUUUUUAGGAUGUUAGGCUUUUUGGCAUAUGCAUAUUGAAUAAAGAUGUCAUGUUCUAUGCUACAUCUGAGAUCAAUGUUAGAUUUCCUAUGCUCUUGGGACAAUCAAAUUUUAUGGUUUUAUAGGCAACUAUAUUUGCGUAUAAGUUUAUUUGCCUGUUCCUUUGA